Molecule: messenger RNA, 1929 nt
Organism: Ambispora leptoticha
Lineage: Eukaryota; Fungi; Glomeromycota; Glomeromycetes; Archaeosporales; Ambisporaceae
Source: the annotation of a GenBank genome assembly
AUGCAAUUCUCCAAGUUUUGGAAUUCAUUGCCGUUUGUCAAGCCUCGAAAUGCGCCAUCAAAAGCAACUUUUUCCGAGUCGAAUGCCUUGUUAGCAUUCGGAAACUUAAAAGAUGAAAUAUCCAAGCAUCUUCAUGGACCAAAUCAGGUAGAUGAAUUGGGUGUUAUCUGGGACUUAAUUAUGCAAAUCAUUUUUGGAAAGCCUAUGGAUGAUUCAAAAUUUCUGAUGGAGAGACUUAUACAACUUAUGGCUACGAAAAAUUCGACCGAUCCCGAAUUUGUCCAUUUUUUGGAAAGGAUUCUGAUUACGCAAUUGUGGACCGACAUCACAAAACCGCCUACCAUGCUUGCUAAUUACAGCUAUCGUAGCGACGACGGUUCUCACUACAGCAGACUCGAACGCUUCAUACAACUUGGAAAAGCUGGUUCUCAUUAUUCGCGUUUUGCUCCCAUUAAGACACCCCUCAGUAAACUUCCUGAUGCGACUCAAAUCUUUGACAAUCUCAUGAAGCGUGAUGAGAAUGUCUUCAAAGAACAUCCUUCGGGCAUCAGUGCAACGCUGUUCUAUCUGGCCAUUAUCAUCACGCAUGAUUUAUUCAAUUCCGACCAUGGUGAUCCUACAAUCAAUAAAAAUUCCUCUUACGUUGACCUCUCUCCAUUGUACGGACGUAAUAAAGCGGAACAGGAAAAAGUCCGUACCGGUGUAUUAGGUCGUUUGAAACCAGAUACGUUUGCCGACUCACGGAUCCUAAUACAACCACCCGGCGUAGGUGCCCUGUUGAUUCUUUUUUCACGGAAUCACAAUUAUAUUGCAGACUAUCUUUUCCAAAAUAGUGAAGAUGGCCGAUUCAAGGAUCAAAAUAAUGAUGAGCAACUUUUUCAAACUGCGCGACUGAUUAAUUGUGGCUAUUUCCUGCGAAUUAUUCUCUACAAUUACCUUCGUACUAUCUUUUGUCUCGAACGAACUCAGUCAACCUGGAUCCUUGAUCCAACAAAACCGUAUGGUAAAAGUUUCUUGUUUGAGCCCUUACCUACUGGAAUUGGCAACCAAGUCUCUUUGGAGUUUAACUAUAUCUAUCGAUGGCAUCCGGCUAUCGCAGAAGAUGAUGAAAAAUGGAUCAACGAGGAGCUUAAGCGCGUACUAAAAACCGAUCAUCCAGAAGAUAUUGAUGUUGAAACAUUCAAGAAGAGGUUUGGCGAGUGGCUUCGUAAUCUACCUGCAGACCCUUCUGAAUGGACAUUUAAUAAUAUGAAAAGAGAUGAAAACGGCAACUUUCCAAAUAGUGAUAUUGCUAACGAGCUAAUAAAAGGAACAGAGAAGAUUGCUGGUGCUUUCGGAGCGAAUAAUAUUCCUUUGACCCUCCGCGUUGUUGAGGUUCUUGGGAUUCAAUCAGCUAGAGCUAUGGGAGUAUGUAGUCUUAACGACUUUCGUAAGGCUUUGAACUUGGUGCCCUAUAAGUCAUUUGAGGAAAUGACGGAUAAUAACAAAGUGUUGGUAGACAAACUCAAAAACCUUUAUGGCGACAUCAAUAACAUUGAAUUGUAUCCCGGUCUCAUGGUAGAAAAGACCAAGCCUGCUAAUGAAGUCGGCUCAGGAGGGCUCGCGCUCCCGUUUACCAUUAGCCGUGCUAUUCUGUCAGAUGCUACUAAUCUCGUACGAAAUGACCGCUUUUUCACAGAUGACGCUAACCUGCAUAAUAUAGCAUAUUGGAACUGGAAAAAUCUUGAACGUCCGGACAAAAUCGAGUCGUUGGCAAGCGGAGGUAUUUUACACCAACUCAUCCUAAAACACCUCCCUGAUUGUUAUCCCGAAAAUUCGGCUUUUGCUCUAUAUCCAUUCACCAUACCCACAAAAACUAUGUCGAAUCUGCAAGAACGUGGCGACAACUUGUGGACGAAGAUCGAUUUUAACAAACCUAACCCAAAAUGA